Amblyraja radiata (thorny skate) is the source of this 770-nucleotide messenger RNA. It is a transcript of the gene borcs7, whose product is annotated as BLOC-1 related complex subunit 7. NCBI's taxonomy places the organism in Eukaryota, Metazoa, Chordata, Chondrichthyes, Rajiformes, Rajidae. The transcript is spliced from 5 exons. The record is from RefSeq and is a predicted model, not a curated record. Bases 47 to 358 code for a protein of 103 amino acids. Gene Ontology annotation, cellular component: BORC complex.
GCGGGGCUCCGGGCCGCCCAUCACAUCACAUCCCCUCGCCACCAACAUGGCGGCCGCCGAGACGCAGGGCCGCUUCGGGCAGUCGGUGAAGGGGCAUCUCUCCGAUAAAGUGUCCGCCUGCACCACCGACGUGAUCGCCCUCACCAAGCAGAUCCUGAAGGGUUCCCGCAGCUCCGAGCUCCUUGGCCAGGCAGCCAGAAACAUGGUGCUGCAAGAAGACUCCAUACUCCACUCAGAGGACAGUCUACGUAAAAUGUCAAUUAUAACAACACACCUUCAGUACCAGCAGGAGGCUAUACAGAAAAACGUUGAACUUUCUACAAACCUUCAGGACCAGCUGAAGCAUCUACUAAAGUGAACUGGAAGAUGACAAGAUAACUCUUCACAGGAGAUGAAGUCCUUGCUUGGAAUUUGGGGGAAGAGAGGUGGAAGGAGAGUGCGGUGUGCACUCACAAUAGCAAGGAUCGUGGAUGUUGAUGCAUCUUCAUUGAGCUCUAAAAGGCACCAACCAGAACCUUACCAAGUGUGGGGUUAGAUCUGCUGCUGAGAAGGAAUGCUCAGCGGUUUCUGAACUUGAACGCAUAAUGUAUUUGAAGUCUGAAGAAGGGACCCGACCCGAAACAUCACCUAUCCAUGUCCUCCAGAUAUGCUGCCUGACCCGCUGACUUACUCCAACAACUUGUCCUUUUAUGUAAACCAGCAUCUGCAGUUCCUUGUUUCAACAUAAUGUAAUCAUUGGUGUUCAGAACUUUAUAAGUUACUAGAUCAAG